GGCCGGCUUAAUAGAGGAGGGGAGGGGCCACGUCGUGACGAAAUGGGAGCGGGGAGGGAAACAGAUGCGACCCAAUCGGAGCCGAGCGCGAGAGCAACCGCCAACCGCCGCCUUCACCCUUCCGUCGCCCCGGCGACAGCUCCCGCCUCCGCCGUCUUCUCCCGCCUCCAAUCGGUACGAGCCAAUCCCCUUCUGCUGUCGUCAGAGGGUUGGGUUUUUUUUAAAAAAGGAGCAGGCCCCGCUGCGCAUGCGCGCUUUAAAAACGAAGCCGCGCGAGGAGCCGCCGGGGUAAGUGAGGGGAAACGAGCGCGGGGAAGUUGAGGGGGUCGCUCUGCCUUUGAAUUGGGGGUGAGUGAGUGGUGCGCAUGCGCUCCCUGGGGCCCCAUUUACCGUUGGCCCCCAGAGGCGGGAACGGUUAACCCUGGGGCCCUAGAGGCUGCCGGACUCCAACUCCCAUGAGCCUCAGCCAGCAUGGCCAGUAGCUAGGCAUGAUGGGAGUUGUAGUCCAGCAGCGCCUGGAGUGCCUCAGGGUUAGGUUGCCUGAGGGACCGUGUUCCCCUCAUGGGAAUCCAGCCAGGGGAGGCCCUGGUCUCAAUCCUGCCACCCUCCCAGGCCCAUUCAGUGGGGACGCGGGAGAGGGCCUUCUCGGUGGUGGCUUCUCCCAGGCGGCUGUGGAACUCCCUGCCAAGAGAAGCCAGCCUGGCUCCCUCCUUGUCGUCCCUCCGCGUUGCAGGUGGAGGAGAUCUUCCUGUUCCAACGUUCUUCCCCCCCCCCAAUCUUUUUUAUUGGUUUUCACAACAUUAUAAACAAAUACAUAAGAGAAACAAACAUAAAUCAUAGCCUUAUUAAAAAUUACACUUGUUAACAUUGUUAAGUGACUUCCUCGCUUCCCCUUGGUUGAAUUUCAUUGCAUGUCCUUUUAACGGUUUUCCAAAUCACAGUUCUUAUAAAAUUUAACUUAAACAUUAACAUCCUUAGAUCUUCACAUUAUGAAAUUAAACAUAUUAAUUCGACACUUAACAUAAAUAAAACCCUAAGCCAAUUAAGUAUCCUCAAGCUGUUUUCAGUUAAUUUAACUUAACAUAUUUCACUAAGUAAUCAUUAAAUUUAAUCCACUCUUCCUGAUACUCCUCCUCCUUCUGGUCAUGGACUCUUCCGGUUAGGUUGGCUAGCUCCGAAAAAUCCAUCAUCUUCAUCUGCCAUUCUUCUAUCGUUGGUAAUACUUGGGUUUUCCCCUUUUUAGCUAACAAAAUACGUGUAGCAGUUGUGGCAUACAAAAAUAAUUUAACGUGUUCCAACGUUCUUUUGGGAACCGACUGUUUUAAUGAGGGGUCUGGCGGCAUGCUGUUUUUAUUGUAAUUAUUUGAAUCGUGGAAUUGUAGAGUUGGAAGGGACCCUGGAGAUCAUCUAGGGUAGGCAAACUAAGACCCGGGGGCCGAAUCCAGCCCAAUCGCCUUCUCAAUCCAGCCGCGGACGGUCCAGGAAUCAGCGUGUUAUUGAGUAGAAUGUGUGCUUUUACUUCAAAUGCAUCUCUGGGUUCUUUGUGGGGCCUGCCUGGUGUUUUGACAUGAGCAGAAUGUGUGCUUUUAUUGAAAAUGCACCUCUAGGUUAUUUAUGGGGCAUAGGAAUUUGUUCAUUAAUUUUUUUCAAAAUAUAGUCCGGCCCCCCACAAGGUCUGAGGGACAGAGGACCGGCCCCCUGCUGAAAAAGUUUGCUGACCCCUGAUCUAGUCCAACCCUCUGCAAUUCAGGAAUAGGCAGCUGUCCCAUACGAGGACUGAACCUGCAACCUUGAUGCUAUCAGCAUCACACUCUAACCAACUCAGCUAUGUUUUACUAGAACUUGUGUAUGUCUUUAAUUGUAUUUUAAUUAUUGACACCCCCCCCCAUGUUUUUAGCUGUUCUUAUCUGUAAAUUUCCGGGGAGGGGGGAGCAGAGUAUAAAUAACAAUAUAAUGAUCACAAGAGUGUAUGAUUUGCAUGGAACUGUGCCCCAAGAUUCCAGUUGAAAGCAUCUUUCUGUCUUUUAAAACUCCCCUGGUUUUAAAUUGCUUGUAUUUUUUACUGUUCCAUGGUGUUUCAAUGCUUUUUCCCUUCUGUAAAGCAACUAAUAAUAAUACUUAAUGUGUUAAUUAGCUGCCCAAUAACUUAAUGUUGUUAUUGUUAUUUAUUAAAUUUGCAUGCCACCUGAAGAUCACAGGGCGGUGUGGUGUUCAAUAGAAACAAAAUUUAAUCCAUGAAUGUGUUUCUGUAAAUGGCAUUAAGACAUUUGGGAUAAGACAAAGGGACAAAAUUAACACUGGGUGCAGAACAGAGACCCUUGUAAUGUUGGUGGGAAAAAUUGCUUUGCAGCUAUGCGGCCCAAAGGAAGGUCACUGGUGGGCUAAGGCUCUUUUAAGUCCCUGACGACAAACAACUGAAGUGCACCUAUAAUGUUUACUUACUGUGAAAAGGAGCUUCAGAUGUAGUUAGUUCAGUGUGUUCUCUUUACCACUUAUUUAUAUGGCUUCAUCAGUGUGCAGAAUGCAGGGAAAGGAGCUUGCAGUAUAAAAUUUGGCUCAAGGUAAAGGUAAAGGACGCUGGUGGCACUGUGGCUAAACCCCUGAGCCUAGGGCUUGCCGAUCAGAAGGUCGGCGGUUCGAAUCCCCACGACAGGGUGAGCUCCCGUUGCUCAGUCCCUGCUCCUGCCAACCUAGCAGUUCGAAAGCACGUCAAAGUGCAAGUAGAUAAAUAGGUACCGCUCCGGCAGGAAGGUAAACAGCAUUUCCAUGCGCUUCUCUGGUUCACCAGAAGCGGCUUAGUCAUGCUGGCCACAUGACCUGGAAGCUGUCUGCGGACAAACGCUGGCUCCCUUGGCCUGUAAAGCAAGAUGAGCGCCGCAAUCCCAGAGUUGUCCAUGACUGGACUUAACGGUCAGGGAUCCCUUUACCUUUACCUUUUAAAGGAAGCACAACUGAUAUCCCGCAGUGCCCAUCUGCAAGUGUAAUAGCUGUGAUUCCUGCAUUGCAAGGGGUUGGACUAAGUGAGCCUUGGAGGUCCUUUCCAACUCUACAAUUCUAUGAAAGCAAUUUCUGCUUGUAUAGUCGGACUUUCCCCUUCCUCUCCCAGCAGCCCCCAUUGCCCCCCCCCCCUGCUGUAGAAGGCUGAGAGACCAUUUUGAGAAGAUUUCGAGGGAAGAAGGGGACAUCUGGUCGCACAGCUUUGGGCAACCCUGGGGUAAACAGGAGAAGGUGCACUUGAAUUAGCACUGAAAUUUCUUUGAACGUUAAGUAAAUGUUCUCAUAUAACUAACUGUCCCUCUGCUCUUUCCAGACGAUGAAGGGGGAACAAGGUCCAGCUGCUUCCCUCAUUGACAGGACCAUCGAGAUGAGGAAAGAAACUGAAGCAAAGAAAGUUGUCUUGGCAUGGGGACUUCUGAACUUGUCCAUGGCUGGGAUGAUUUAUACUGAAAUGUAAGAGAGGCAAACCCCCCAACUUCAUUCUGCAACCUUGCUGAUGGUUUCUUGUGGCCCAUAGUCAUCAGUGAGAUAAAUGUUCACCGCUUCUCCCAUGAAUUCAUCGUUCAUCAUCCCAUGAAUUCAUCAAGGAUUUCAAGACACUUUCUCUUGGUGUCAGCCAUAUAGGGGAUGGCUGUAUCUGGCUGUUUUAAAAAUGACAGAGAGAAUGUUCGUGGAAGUGCUUUCUGACGCUCUAAAAUGCUAUUAAAUUUUAAAGGGGUUAUUAAUGAGUAAAUGUGUCUGCUCUGCUUUGGCAGAUGACUGUUGGGUGGAAGACACAAAUCUCUCAUAGCUCAGAUUUGGAGGAGAGAAACAGGGAGGUCACUGUGAGGUGCUGGAAAUCCAGCCAUAAAGUUCAUCCUGGGGGAACUUGUUGUCUCUCCAUUGUAUCUUCAUCACGGGGAGUGAGCUAUUUAUUGUGAAUCACUGAAAAGUAGUUGGUGCUUCCAUGCUGUGGGGCUAUGAAUGACCUUUGUCUCCCUCUUCCCGCCCCCCCAGGUCUGGAAAACUAAUCAGUUCCUAUUAUAACAUUUCGUGCUGGUUACUAUGGUAUGUUGGUAAGUACUUUGAAACUCCAGAAAAAUGUAGAAGUUGGUUGAAUGGACUGGGGAUGUCUCUGCAUUUAUACCUUUAGGGAGAGAAAAAGUAAGUGAGGAGGUGAUUCUCUGGGUUUCGUUUUUUCAUAGAAUUGUAGAGUUUGAAGGGCCCCACAAGGGUCAUCUAGCCCAACCCUCUGCAGUGUUGUCAUCACAGCUAAAGAAUCCCUGGCAGAUGGCCAUCCAGCCUCUGUUUGAAAACCUCAUAACGGAGAGUCCCCCCACCUUCCGAGGGAGUCCAUUCCACUGUUGAACAGCUUUUACCGUCUGGAAGUUUUUCCUAAUGUUUAGCCGAACUACAACUUUCUUGUAGUUUUGAGUCCACUGGUUUGAGUCCUCCUCUCUGGAGCAGGGGAAAAGCUUGCUCCAUUUGACAUCCCUGCAGAUAUUUAAAGAUGGACGUAUUGUAGGGUUUAAAGCCACCUUGCUGUCCCCAUGCUUGCUUAUCCCUCUGUCUAGGUUCUAUCCAUAUUGAGUAAACAUGUUCAGGUGCAGACACAACACUAGCUUCCUGCAAUCUCUAGAUAUAAGGAUCUACUUGAAAAUAAAACCCCAAGGUGGUUGUCACCGAUGGAAGCGAAGGCUCAGAAAAAGCUCAAUAUGGAGGCCAAAUGGCCGAAAUAUUGGGAAAUUUUGGAACAAGAGGGAGAUAAAUUGAAAUUGCAGAGCUUUGAAAAACUAAAAAACAAAGUGCGAGAUUGGCUUCAUUAUUAUCAGAUAAUGGAGGCAUACAAUUUGGACAAGAAAAUUGGCUUCCAGGUGGAAAAAUCAAAAUUGGAAACAGAACUGUUAGAUCCCAAAACCAAGAUUCUGUCAAAGAUGUAUAACUUGCUUUUGAAAUGGAAUACUCAGGAUGAACGGUGAAAUCUGCUAUGAUUAAAUGGGCACAAGAUGUUGGACAUAACAUAAUGAUGGCUGACUGGGAACAGUUAUGGACAGCAGGUAUGAAGUUCACGGCAUGUAAUGCCUUAAGAGAGAAUAUUAUGAAAAUGAUAUACAGGUGGUACAUGACACCAGUCAAGCUUGCAAAAAUCUAUCAUUUGCCCGAUAAUAAAUGUUGGAAAUGUAAAGAAACUGAAGGUACAUUCUUUCACCUUUGGUGGACGUGCCCAAGGAUUAAGGCUUUCUGGGAGAUGAUAUAUAAUGAAAUGAAUAAGGUAUUUAAAUAUACCUUCCUGAAGAAACCAGAGGCCUUUCUCCUGGGCAUAGUCGGCCAAUUGGUGCCAAAGAAGGAUAGAACUUUCUUUAUGUAUGCCACAACAGCAGCAAGAAUACUUAUUGCAAAGUAUUGGAAGACACAAGAUCUACCCACCCUGGAAGAAUGGCAGAUGAAGCUGAUGGACUAUAUGGAACUGGCGGAAAUGACCGGCAGAAUCCGAGACCAGGGAGAAGAGUCGGUGGAAGAAGAUUGGAAGAAAUUUAAAGACUAUUUACAGAAAUACAGUGGUGCCUCGCAAGACGAAAUUAAUCCGUUCCGUGAGUCUCUUCGUCUAGCGGUUUUUUCGUCUUGCGAAGCAACCCUAUUAGCGGAUUAGCGCUAUUAGCGGUUUAGCGGCUUAGCAGCUAUUAAAGGCUUAGCGGCUAAAAGGCUAUUAGCAGCUUAGCGGCUUAGAAAAAGGGGGGGGGAGCAAAAAAAAUCGCAACACUCGCAAGACGUUUUCGUCUUGCGAAGCAAGCCCAUAGGGAAAUUCGUCUUGCGAAGCAGCUCAAAAACGGAAAACCCUUUCGUCUAGCGGGUUUUCCGUCUUGCGAGGCAUUCGUCUUGCGGGGCACCACUGUACUGCAAAAUUUAUGAAUGUUAGAAUGAUGUCGGAAUGAAGUUAAGUGGUUUUUAGCAGCAAUGUUAUAAAGGAAAAUGUAAAAAUGGAUUGUUAACAGGUGAUAAUCUAAAGCUAUAAUAUAUUAAGAUAAAGGAUUAAGAUAAAAACAAAGAGGGAAAGGAUUUGCUGAAUUAACUAAUUGAACUGGAAAACAAAAAAGGGAGGUGUGAGGAGGUCAGGGAAACAAGUAAACGAAAGAUAAGAUAUGGAAAGAUUGAUUUGUUUUUAACUGUUUUUAUUUUUCUGUACUUUGUAUUUUCUUUUUUCUUUUUUUCUUCUUUUUCUUUUUGUAACAUUUUGAAACUUUAAUAAAUAUCUUUAAAAAAAAGAAUCUGGUCUGUGUUUCAGGAGUUAGCUUCAGGGCUGCACCUCUCCUCCCUCCAGCCUCCCCCCCCCCCCCACCUCGGUGGUGCAAAUUUCUUCCCCUUUGUUCCCUUAAAAAUAGUUCAGCAUUAUAAGUGCCAUCAUCUGUGACUGGUGCUACCUCUGGUUAGACCAUUUCUGUGAGUUGCUAAGUGCAUAUAUAUGUGACAAAUUAUAAAGUAUUAAUUGCCCUUGACUGCUCUGGUUGCCAGGCAACUGCAUAAAUUCAGUGAGAUUGGAAUUUCCAUGUACCUUUUCUGCUACAGACCGAAACUUUUCAUACUGAAUUUCUUGAUUGUUCAAAUAUUUUGAUAAUCCCGAUUACCUGGUGAAACCAGCAUCUUUCGUACGAUAAAACCGAUGAGUGGCUGGCUGUGUAAAUUGUGACCAGUCUCAUGCCGUUCACAAACUCUCAUUGUAAUCUUCUGUUUUGUUCUAGAACUUGCAUUUGCGUCUUUGUUCAGCCUUAAUGCCUUAUUUGACUUCUGGAGGUAUUUUAAAUAUACUAUGGCCCCCACCAGCUUGGUGAUGAGUCCUGGACAGCAGACACUCCUGGGGUUGCAGAAUGCAGGUAGGAAUGCAGAUUUAAAAACAACUGCAAUUCAAGUAACUUAUUCAAAACAUUUGGAGCACCCGUGCAAAUACUGACACAAUGGGAGUGGUGUGUACUUGAUAUUUUCUGUGGGGAAAGUCAUGUAUUUGACAGAUCAUCUUGUUGAGGAGGGCAAGGGGAAGGCAAUAGGGUGGGAGUACCUGAUCUCAUGGGAUGUGGGUGGCGCUGUGGGUUAAACCACAUAGCCUAGGACUUGCCGAUCAGAAGGUUGGCGGUUCGAAUCCCUGCGACGGGGUGAGCUCCCGUUGCUCGGUCCCUGCUCCUGCCAACCUAGCAGUUCGAAAGCACGUCAAAGUGCAAGUAGAUAAAUAGGUACCGCUCCAGCGGGAAGGUAAACAGCGUUUCCGUGUGCUGCUCUGGUUCUCCAGAAGCGGCUUAGUCAUGCUGGCCACAUGACCGGGAAGCUGUACGCCGGCUCCCUCGGCCAGUAAAGCAAGAUGAGUGCCGCAACCCCAGAGUCGGCCACGACUGGACCUAAUGGUCAGGGGUCCCUUUUUACCUGAUCUUACAUGUAGCUGUGCUUGGUGUGCCGCCAGGAGCCUGUUGUUGCCCGCCAAGCUUUCUCUGCAACGCACACCACGAAGAGCAGAAAAUUAAAAAAGCAAAUAAAAUGGCUGAGUUCCUUGACAUAUAUAUACGAUCCUGUGGGAUGUGCAGAAGCUUUCUUUCUUUUCUUUUUUUAUUAGGUUUUAUAAAUAAGAAUAAUGUUUUACCAAUAAACAUAACAAGUUUUCUCAUGUUAUUUGUAUAUCACAAAAAAAGCAUAAUAAAUGUGGAAAAAUAUCUACAACAUACCGUAUAUUUCAUUAUUAAUGGUGAGUGUAUAAGUUCUUGGUUUAUGAAUUGGUUUAAAUAAUUAGGAAGAUGAAGAAGAAAGGGGUGAGUGGUGUGGUAUGGUUAUGCUUCUAUUAUUCUACUUUGUGUGAGGGGUUGUGUCAGGGUUACUUGUAUAGGUUCUCUUACUGUUCACUUGUUGUAUUUCCUUGGUGGUGAGAGAGGUUGGGUAUGGCUUAGGGUGUGCUUGGUUGUCUUUGGUUGGCUGUAGUGAGAAUUGUAUUUGUGUGUGAGCGGGGUGUGAGUGUGUAUUUUUGAAUCAGGUUAGCCAGAUUGAUUCAUAUGCUGUCGGGGGAUUCUUGUUGUUUUCCUGUUGGGCUGUGUAAAGGUGCAGAAACUUUCUAAAGCUUAAAAAUAUAUUUAAAAAUUUCAAUUUCAGCUGUCCAGACUACUCCACCCCGUGAGCUGACGCCAAAGAAAACUCCUCCUUCGACGCCUUCUCCUCCCAUCCAGGGGCAGAGUGUGCUGAGUUACAGCCCUUCCCGCUCGCCUAGUGCCAGCCCAAAAUUUGCCUCCAGCUGCAUGUCCGGCUACAGCCCUCAGCUCCAGGCUCUGUCGGGUAGCAGCUCUGGUUCUUACAGUGCUGCUAUGAGCUACUCCCCAGGCAGCUGCUACAGUAAGGU
Messenger RNA from Podarcis lilfordi (Lilford's wall lizard), 8344 nucleotides. The record is from the annotation of a GenBank genome assembly. NCBI's taxonomy places the organism in Eukaryota, Metazoa, Chordata, Lepidosauria, Squamata, Lacertidae.